AUGGGUAACGUUUGCGCCACGUCCAACGCCACGGCAACCAAGACGGCUGCCUCUGAGAAGCCAAAGCAGGCCCCCGCAGAGCCAAAGGAGGUCGCCAAGCCAAGCGCAGCCCCUGCUGCCAAGAAGGAAGAAGCCAAGCCCGCCGCAGCUGAGCAGCCCAACAAGAACGACCCCGUUCUUGAGCCCGGCAAGGUCUACGACGCUGUCGAUGCCGAGCUUGUUCGCCACUUGCUCUUUGAUGGCCAUGACCAGUUCCAAGCCAUGGCAAACGCCUGCAAUGAUCUGGAGACCAUGAACAGCUGCUGGCUUCAACUUGACCAGAACAACAACGGCAUUGUGUCGCUCUCGGAGAUUAAGAAGUUUGUUCAGGGCCAAGGCUGGGACGUCUCCGACCCGGCGCUGAUGCAGGCGUACAAGUAUGCGACGGCCCGUGGCGAUGACUUUGUGCAGCGCAAGGAGUUCCCCCGCCUUGUCCGCGGCAUGAUCUACAUGAACCGCCUCUGGGACCUCUUUGAUGAGAUUGACUCCUCCGACGACCGCAGGAUUGAUCUUGCUGAGUUCAAGGCUGCGUUUGAGAAGCUCAAGUAUCCGCUGACAGAUGAGGCGGCUGCCAAGGCCUUUGACGACCUCGACAAGAACGACGGCGGGAUGGUUCUGUUUGGCGAGUUCUGCCGCUACAUGGCCAAGUUGGUCAGCCCAAAGACGAUUGAGUUUGGCGACGAUGACGGCAACAGCGCCCCUGCCCCCGCCCCUGCCCCCGCUGAGGAGGAGAAGAAGGAGGAUAAGAAGGAAGAGAAGAAGGAGGAUAAGAAGGAGGAUGAGAAGCCAGCACCCUACGAGUCUGUUGACGCGGCACUCGUGCGCCAGCUGCUUGUGGAGGAUGAUGACGACCUCAAGACGAUGGUCGACAACCUCGAGAACAAGGAGACACUCAAGGAGUGGUGGGGACACCUGGACCACAACAACAACGGCAUUGUGUCGUUGGCCGAAAUUAAGAAGUUUGUGCAGGACAAGAACUGGAAGGUGGCUGAUCCGGCGCUGAUGCAGGCGUACAAGUAUGCGACGGCCCGUGGCGAUGACUUUGUGCAGCGCAAGGAGUUCCCCCGCCUUGUCCGCGGCAUGAUCUACAUGAACCGCCUCUGGGACCUCUUUGAUGAGAUUGACUCCUCAGACGACCGCAGGAUUGAUCUUGCCGAGUUCAAGGCUGCGUUUGAGAAGCUCAAGUAUCCGCUGACAGACGAGGCGGCUGCCAAGGCCUUUGACGACCUCGACAAGAACGACGGCGGGAUGGUUCUGUUUGGCGAGUUCUGCCGCUACAUGGCCAAGCUCAUCAGCCCAAAGGCCGUCGACUUUGACGACGACGAGGAAGAGGAGAAGAAGGAGUGA
Salpingoeca rosetta is the source of this 1386-nucleotide messenger RNA. RefSeq lists its product as uncharacterized. The coding region runs from base 1 to 1386 and encodes 461 amino acids. The record is from RefSeq and is a predicted model, not a curated record. Gene Ontology annotation, molecular function: calcium ion binding. NCBI's taxonomy places the organism in Eukaryota, Choanoflagellata, Craspedida, Salpingoecidae. The transcript is spliced from 9 exons.